AUGUUUGCUCCGUCGCGGUCGAACCACGGGACACAUGCGACUCAUCUGCCUCAUCCAAGCCAGUCGAGCGCUGCGGGAGAAUUGCAAGCUAUUCUCGCUGUUUGGGAAGCUGAGAAUGAUAAUGCUUCAUUCAGUGCCAAACUAUCUAUUAUAAGACUUUCGGAAUUAAUAGAAGAAGCAACUGAUGAUUUUUUGAAGCAAGAUCCUGACCCUUUGGAUGGUCGUCAUCCGGCUAAAACAUAUCCUUCUUGUAUCCUGGGCCACCUGCUAAAAGUUAUCAGUCGCUACGAAGAAUUCAUGAACAAGCUUCUUGUGUCUUAUCUGAUGUCGCGCGAUGAUGUUGAAUUAAAUAUUGCCUCCGCAAGAUUGUUGCUCAAUAUUAUUCCCGGUUUAGAUUCUACUGUCUUAUCCGAGCCAGAAGGUUUGAUACCGCAACUUUAUAGAUGGGCAGAAAACGAUGCAACCAAUUGUUAUUUGAGGGCGUACUCUUUUGGUCUGCUUGCUGCCGCCUUAGAUGUAACAAGUGUUGCAAGUAGUCUUAAAUUAGAAAAUUCUGCUCUCAUUCCAAUUGCACUACGGCGUUUAAAGGAUUUGUUUGAACAAAUGGAAAAAGAGAAACAAGAAACUGCGGAAAUAUCAGAACCAGAUAAGGAAAAUAAAGAGGAAAAUGUUGAAGAUAGUGGUCCAUUUGCUGGUAUGUCCCGAGAAAUAUUCCAUAGCGGUGAAAGACCUUCACUGGCUGAUGUUUUAAAGGAACGCGAAACAGCAAAGUACUGUGGAGAGGAAGCGUCAGGGCCAUCUUUUGCCGUUAUUGCGAACAAUUUUACUGGAUCAUUGUACAGUGAAGAAAGAAAAUCCAUCCUAAGAAUAUGUGAACCGAUCUACGAAUCUUCUGUAUCCGAGAAUCUAGAACUAUCCGUACCACCGCGGAAAAAAGUUAGACUGGAUAGAGAACAACACGCUAGUUUUUAUGAAACUCGUAGCUCAAGCACAUCGCUGGGAUCAUUUAUUGAAGGAAAGAGUAAUAGUCAGUGGGCUGUAAUGCAAAAACGACGUCUGGGAGAAUACCGAAUCUUUCCUUUAACAACUGUUAUGGAACAGCGCCUAAUUAUUCAGUAUCUUACACCUAUUGGAGAAUAUCAGGAUCUUUUGAAAGAAACUUAUGAGAAUCGUUCAUUGGAUCUUGUUCUGCGCUAUUUGGAAGGUGCUCGAAAUCACGAUAGCCGUCUCAUAUUUGAUGUUUUAAAGUAUCUUGCUGGUCUUUUGGUUCAUCGUAGACUCGCGCUGGAUUUUGUGGCCGCUGGUGGUGUAGAUCUUUUGAUUCGUAUAGAACGUGAUUCACUGGCAUCAGUUGUUGUUGGAACAUGUCUUUAUUAUUUGGCUUAUAAUGCAGAUGCAAUGGAAGGUGUUUGCCUUUUGCCGGAACAAACUCUUAAUGAACUCGUUCACUACGCGUUGUGGCUUUUGGAGCAUAGUUAUGAAAGUGGUCGCGCUGGAUCGUCAAUGUUUUUUACUCAUGCAUUCCAAUUUCGACCUGUACUUGAACGAUUCGAUGAUUAUGAUGGGCCUCGACGCCUGUUUAAUUAUAUUUCGACCUUAACCCUUUUGCAAGAAGAUUCGGAUACUGUUCUUUCUGAUGAACAUCUCUAUACUAGUAUGCAAGCUAUUCGAAAUACUUGCAUGGCUUUUAGAAGUUAUAUGGCUGCCCACAUUUUUGUCAAAGUGGAACAUCUGAAGCGAACACAUGUAUCUCGAUUACAGUGUCUCAGGGAUAUCGUCAUCCCUUCGUGUGUUCAUGGUUUGCCGGCUAACAAGGGGAUGCAUCUGGAUGACGAAAAUUUGAAAACUUGCGUUUGGAUUCUGCUGCAUACUUUGAGUUUGCAUUCAUCUUGGCGACCUGUUGAUGAAUUGAAACGUUUAGGAGUUAUUCGCACUAUGUAUUUCCUAAUCGGUACAGCUAAUUCCUGGAAUGGUGGUUCAAAAGUUGAAAUUCUUAAAAUGUCUCUUGAUGUUCUGUGGAUGUGUUCUGCCGUCCCUCGGAUUCAGAUGGAUAUUUGCGAGAGUACAUUGAAAAUACGAGACCAAAAUGUUGAAUCUCUCGGAGUAAUUUUGGAACUUUGCGAAGGCGAAAUGAUAGCAGACUCUGAAGUUCAGUUCGCUGCUUUGAGGGUGAUAAUAAAUUGUGUGUGUGCUCCACUGGAACGGCAUAGUGGACGAUUAGCUUUAUCGCCUUCAACUAGUGACACUUUAGUACACGUCUCUGAUUCUCGAAUAAGCUGUCGAAGUGUCGGAACCCCUUAUAAAAUACGAAAACAAAAAAAAGCACAGAUGGAAUUUUUUCUGGAUAAAGUGUGGAGUGCUAUUCGAAGAAAUAAUGGAAUUAUGAUCUUGAAAAAAUUAUUGUACACAGAAACGCCAAUCACAGAAGCGGAUGCGCUUCGUGGGAUUGCGUGUCAAAUUCUCAAUGGUUUAGCACGUUCCGAAAAUGUUCGUCAAAUCCUCGAAGUAAUGCCACUCAUUGCAAACAGCGAGCUUUGUGGUCUAAUGCGUGAGCCAGUUCUGCAGGAACGACGUGCUGAACACACUCGGUUUUGUGAACAAGCUCAUUUGCUGAUUGAGAAGAUCACCAGAAAACGAAUCCAUGAUUUUCCAAAAGAUAUGACGAAAGAAAAACUUUGGAAAUGGCAUAUCGUUGCUCAUACCAAAGUUGUUUACAACGACAAAGAACUACUACAACUAAUACAUCAACAUCUGAUUAAAAAGGGUAUGCUCAAAACAGCGGAGAAUUUAAAAGAAGAAGCCAAUUUACCUGAUAUACCCGCAAGCCGUGUCUCCACUCGUCUGCUUUCUAUUGGUCCAUUGCCAAAAUGUUUUGGGAACACUUUUUCUGAUGUCGACAGCGAUAUUGUGUCAGGGAAAACUUUGGUUUUGAGCACUUUCGAUGGCAAUAAUCGGCGUCGAAGAAGUGAGCGGUUAACAGCACCCAUCAUUACGGCAGAACACAUGCUUCUUAAUGAACAGCGAGAUCAGAUAGCUUCCUUAUCCUCGACACCCAUGUCAAAAUCAACAAAGGUGUUGAAUAUUGCUGGACGUCGUCAUUGUGAUGGAAGCUCACCAGGAACAUCUUUUCUAAGUUACUAUUCAACAGACCUUAGGAAACCUGAGGUUACGGACAGUACCGAAAGCUCCACAAACCCUCAGUUGUCGGCAAUGCCGGUUCCUCCAAAAGAUCUUGACGAAAUCGUUACAGAUUUUUUCAGAAAGCAACAUUCGGCAUGUUGUAAUCCGAUAUCUACAUGUCCUCCCUUCUCGCUUUACUAUCCACACCACUGUCCGGAACCACAACGUAAACGCUUUGCUCCAAAAAAUAUUGCUAAUCGAUUUUUAAGCCGUCCGUUAAUUUCGGCUGCGUGGAAUCGGGAAAGGUUCAGAGAGGACAUUCAUUUUGCUUUCAGUCGCUUUCGUCCAGUGCGAUCAUUUACGGAAAGCGAGGAGACAUUUACUUGCUGCAGUUUUUCGAUUGAUGAUGAACACAUACUAUUAGGUUCUUAUGCUGGAGCAUUGAACUGGUUUAAUAUACAUACUGGUGCUGAAGAAUCGAACACCGAGUGCCAUCACAGUGCAAUUACUGGUAUCGAACAGUCAAAAGAUGGUUCACUAUUGCUUACUUCAUCGGCUUUUGUGAAGCCACUUUCUUCGCUUUGGCGUAUUGGUGAGACACAGGAACAUAUGAUCAAUUUUCCGGAUGAAUACUUUGUUGAGUUCAAUAAAACAGUACAAGAUCGUAUCAUCGGAACGCAAGGGAGUAAAGCAACGAUUUAUGAUACGGAAACUGGUCGAGCUGUGGUUCGCCUUUUUGAUGAAACUUUGGCAAAUAAUUAUACCCGUAACAAGGCAACAUUUGACCCGAGAGAUGAAUUGAUAUUAAAUGAUGGUAUAUUAUGGGAUCCGAGAUUGGGGACAAAAAUAGUGCACAAAUUCGACAAAAUGAAUGCUGUUAAUUGUGGUAUGUUCCACCCACGUGGAAACGAAGUUAUCAUAAAUUCUGAAGUGUGGGAUGUGCGAAAUUUCAAAUUGCUUCAUAGUAUCAGUGCACUCGAUCAAUGUAAAAUUGUAUUUAGCGGUGGUACAGAUGCUAUUUAUGGAUCUACAUAUUUGGAUGUAGAAGAAAUAGAUGAUCGCUUUCGUCAAACAUUCGCUUGUUCAUUUCGAACUUUCGAUUCCACUACCUACAAGGUAAUUACAACAGUGGAUGCAAAACGAGCUUUAUUCGAUUUUUGUGCUGAUCAUAACGAUCAGUAUAUGGCUUUGAUUGAAGCUCAUGGAAAUGCUGAUGAUUUGUUGGAGUUGCGAGAAAAUGUUUGCCGUGUCUACGAGGUUGGGAAACGCCGUGAAGCAGACGAGUGUGAUGAUGAACAAGAAGAAACAGGUGAUGAUAAUGGAGAUGAUGAUAUGGGCUCAUCGAGUGAAAUGGAUACAUCGCUUGGUGAUACAACUGCUACGGAUUCUUCAUCAGAAGAGAAUUCUGAUGAAGAAAGUGAUGAGUCCUUAUAUGAAUCAACACAUAGUCUUAAUGGCAGUUUAAAUGAUGAAGAUGAACAGUGGGCAGAUGAUGACGGUCACAUUUCGGAAAAUGGCGAAAGUUCAGAACGAAGUAAUGGUGUUCUGCUGAGGAUUGGUGAUCGUGAAGCACUAAACAUUGUUUUUGAUCCAGGCACAAACCGGCGAGAUAUUCGCUUACUGCAAGCUUUGGCGGUGGAUUCAGACAGCGAUACAGAAGUGGAUGUGAGCUACAAUCCUGACGAUGACUCAGCCAAUACUGAUAUGCAUCCAGGUUCAAGUUCAAUAGUUUUAAAUCCGAUACUUCGAAGACAGCGAAGAGCUGAACGGGAAUAA
Messenger RNA from Brugia malayi, 4896 nucleotides. RefSeq lists its product as uncharacterized. Gene Ontology annotation, biological process: protein ubiquitination. The transcript is spliced from 36 exons. Lineage: Eukaryota; Metazoa; Nematoda; Chromadorea; Rhabditida; Onchocercidae. Gene Ontology annotation, cellular component: Cul4-RING E3 ubiquitin ligase complex; nucleus. Gene Ontology annotation, molecular function: protein binding. The record is from RefSeq and is a predicted model, not a curated record. Bases 1 to 4896 code for a protein of 1631 amino acids.